ACAUGCUGCGAUACAGACAACAAACCCGUCGUGACCACGUAGUUAGCYUGUUACCACCGAUUUCUGUACCAASCAAGCAAGCAAUGACAGUUGAGGAAAGGAUUUUCUCCGACACCCCUCCWCCCAUGACGUACACWGGGAGUUUUCCUUCCAAAGUACUCAGACAUCUUGAUAAAAGUACUUUUUAUUCUACACCAACGAAAGGCGAAGAAGCGCUAGCAAAUAAAGUAAUGCACGAGGAAGAGCAUGGAAAAAAUGACAAUAGCCAUGCAGAGUUCGAAUCUGAAAAAGGGAACCAAAAUAACCAAGCCAAUCACAAACCCAAGAUAUCGCCUCAUAGAAAGCCCAAUGAUUACUCUUACAAAGGAUCAAAAAAGACUGCGCAUGAAGAAUUAUCGAUCUCCACUGAACGGAGAUGUUCAAGUGCUCCCGGAUUAGUCAAAGACGAUCAAAGUAGUAAUGCGCAUGUCCCUGAAGCAGGAAACCUCACCGCACCCUCCACGCCUCUUCCAACAUUGACUCGACGUCAYAUCAAUGAAACCUCAAGAGAUACCAAGAAAGUAAUAAUCAACAGUAGUAAAGCAGGAACCCAACAUACCAAGAAGGAUUUAGAGCUUGAGUUACGAGGUGAUGGCUUGGGUCUCCAUGGCAAUGGCAAUGGCAUGCAAGCAGAACCUAAUCAGCAUCAACAACAACACUAUCAUCAACAAACACAUUUACAACAACAACAACAACAACCACAACAAAACCAUGCGCAAACACAGAAUUUGAGAUCCUCUAUACGAGAUUCAAGUACGAGUCAUUCAAAACAUGAAAAACCAAAGUUUGAAGUCAGAGCUGUGGGGUUCUCUCUGAGCCCAAGAGAAAAACGUGAGGGUAGAAACCAGCAUGCAGUGAAAUCAAUGGAUGUCACUUUAAGAAUUGAUCCAGAUAUAAAAGAUCCAAUGUUGCCUGGUAGUGAAAGAGUUAAUGAGACUACAAGUGAAAAAUCUGAUAUAACAGUGAGAGUUCCAGUAAUUGACAAUGCUGAAAAUGAAGGAAAUGGUAAUGAAGGCAAUGAUAAUAAUACCAAUGAAAUCUCUUUACAACAAGAUCCUAACAUCAAGGAAAUUCACCAGUCUGAUGCAAACAUUAAAACACYGCCAACCACAACAAAUCAGGGAAACAUUCCUCCAGAAAUUGUUAAAACUGAACAAAUAUCAAAAGACGAURAAAAAGUUACUUCAAAAAAGGAAAAGAAAAAGAGYCACACUAAAGGAAGAAGAAACUCAAARCAACACACAAAGAAGAAGUAGUUUGAACCAAUAAAAAAUAAAUGUGUUAAUCAAAGAAAUAUUUAUUUACAAAUAAUUAAAAGCAUCAU
Messenger RNA from Exaiptasia diaphana, 1363 nucleotides. RefSeq lists its product as uncharacterized. Lineage: Eukaryota; Metazoa; Cnidaria; Anthozoa; Actiniaria; Aiptasiidae. Bases 3 to 1295 code for a protein of 430 amino acids. The record is from RefSeq and is a predicted model, not a curated record. The transcript has 2 exons.